AGACCGGCUUCGGGCCACACGGGUGAUCCUGAUUGGUGCGUGAGGGACCGGGCCGUCUCUGCACUCUCCAAGAGGUUCAGGUGACCCAAGACUAGGGGAAGUGAGGACGGUACUCGCAGCUGCCGGCUUCGGGCCGUGGCUCAGCACACGUCCGCUCUGUAAGCCGGCGACCCUCCCUCCGAGCCUCAGUUUCCCUCGCUGACUCGUAGGUGACGGCUGAGACCGUUAAGGGCCCUUCCUGGAGCCACGUACUCUCCAUCCCCCCGCAGCAGCCCAGCAGCAGUCCUCUAGGCGUAUAGCGCCCUCGUCUGACCGGGAAACUGAGGCCCCGGCAGGCUGCGAGAGGCCGUGGGCGGGGACGGGCAAUGCCCGGGUCUCCGGCCCGUCGUGCCCCGCCCCCACUGCAGAUUCCGACCGCGGCGAGCUGGCCUCCGACAGAUAAAUCGCCGCCGGGCCUGAUGGCCUUUGAGGACGUGGCUGUGUACUUCUCCAAGGAGGAGUGGACAUUCCUGGAUGCAGCUCAGAGGGCCCUGUACCGCCAUGUAAUGCUGGAAAACUUCGCACUUGUAGACUCCAUAGGUAAAGCCCUGAAUCCUCCAUUGGAAGCAAAGCUGGGACCAGGACUCUCUGUCUCCCGGCCUCGUGUCAUCAUCCAACUCCAGCGUGGUGAGGAACCCUGGGUUCCCAAUAGGACAAAUACAGGCCCAGGCAGGAGCACCCACAGAAGACCCAGCAUUGGAUCCAAUUACUAUGCAAGGGACAGACGCGUGUCUAGAGAUGCAGCACUUCCAGGGGCUACCUGUGACGGUCCUGAUGGGAUACCUGCUGGUGCCUGCCCUGAUGCAAAAAUCCUGGAGAGGCACCAGAGUGCCUCCCCAUCUCUGCAGAGAAAACCCACAGGGGUAUCUGUGAUCUACUGGGAGCAGCUACUGCUAGGUGCCGGCAGCAAGGAGGCAACUGUGAGCCUGCGACUAACCUCCCCAGUGGGGGUUCCUGAAGACAGUUCUUCCAGAGUGAAGGCCUUCUCUGACCUCUUGGCCCCAGGGAAGCAGUCACAGGUAGCCGGGCAGCAAAAGCCAGAGAUGCAGCUAACUCCUGGGAGAGUCUUCCAAAGCAUCCCAGACCUUCAUGAGGCACGUGGAAUUAGUGGGGCUUGGCACGAAUCUCAGAUAGACCCCAGUGUUCCAGAGCCCCCAAUAUGGGACGAGCUGGGCGAGGCCCUCCAGGCUGGCCCGGGUCUUCUUUCCGGGGACAAACCUUUUGAAUGCAGGGCAUGCAACAAAGUGUUCGUGAAGAGCUCAGACCUCCUCAAGCACCUGCGUACCCACACGGGAGAACGGCCGUAUGAGUGCUCCCAGUGCGGCAAGGCCUUCAGCCAGACAUCACACCUGACUCAGCACCAGCGCAUCCACAGUGGGGAGACGCCCUAUGCAUGCAUGGUGUGUAGCAAGGCCUUCCGACACAGCUCCUCGCUGGUGCGCCACCAGCGCAUCCACACAGCCGAGAAGGCCUUCCACUGCAGCGAAUGUGGCAAGGCUUUUAGCCACGGCUCCAACCUCAGCCAGCACCGCAAGAUCCACGCAGGAGGGCGGCCCUAUGCCUGCGCUCAGUGCGGCCGCCGCUUCUGUCGCAACUCGCAUCUCAUCCAGCACGAGCGCACGCACACCGGGGAGAAGCCCUACGCCUGCUCCCUCUGCGGCGCAGCCUUCAGCCAGGGCUCCUCGCUCUUCAAGCACCAGCGUGUGCACACCGGAGAGAAGCCUUUCUCGUGCCCACAGUGUGGCCGUGCCUUCAGCCACAGCUCCAACCUCACCCAGCAUCAGCUGCUGCACACUGGCGAACGGCCCUUCCGCUGCGGGGACUGUGGCAAGGCAUUUGCCAAGGGCGCAGUGCUGCUCAGCCACCGGCGCAUCCACACGGGUGAGAAGCCCUUCGUGUGCACGCAGUGUGGCCGCGCCUUCCGUGAGCGCCCCGCCCUCUUCCAUCACCAGAGGAUCCACACCGGAGAGAAGGCCCUUCGGAGGCCCAGGGGCGGCAUGCAUUCCCAAGCGAGGUCUCUAGGGGCAUCCUUAGAUGGUACACCUCCCAAGGCCACCUUAGGCCCUGCAGUGGUCCCAAAGCUAACUGAGACCUGAGGUCACAGCAGUGCCCUUCCCUGCUUUCUCUGAAUCCCUUUCACUCACUGUUGAAGAGCCUGUGUCCUCAGAAAAUCCACUGAGAAGCCCUGUUAUGUGAACCAGGUAUGGGGAAGACUUGCCAGUCAGUGCCAUUUACAUCUGACGAGAUCUGCUGUUUAGUCACCAUUCACACCUAUACCCCGAAAGAAGCCGUUCUGGAGAGGCAAGGAAGUAUGCAUGGACCCCCUGGGACUGGUGGAGCAGAUGAGGACUGCCCCCAGAAUCAGUGGGUAUCUCACAGAUAUUAUCUUCAUGUUGAUGUCGCUUCAGUGUUUCCUGACUGUGGCUGUGAAAACAGGAAAGGAGCAGGCAGUAGGUAGAGAUGGACGGAAGACUCUGGCUGCGCCCAAAAUAGCUGCUGGAGAGACACCCCCAGGGUUCAGGGCAUUCCGUUUCCUUGGUGCUAGCCUCAGGCAAAUAAAUGGUUUGUUUCUGAACCUCAGCUUUCCCCUCUGGGAAAACAAAGAGGGAAGGAGAUUUGGGCCAAUGGAGGGGAGUAUUAAAAAAUAUUCUAGCAACUGGAUGCCUUUAAACCCAGUACUAGG
Onychomys torridus (southern grasshopper mouse) is the source of this 2722-nucleotide messenger RNA. It is a transcript of the gene Znf324, whose product is annotated as zinc finger protein 324. Lineage: Eukaryota; Metazoa; Chordata; Mammalia; Rodentia; Cricetidae. The coding region runs from base 366 to 2135 and encodes 589 amino acids. The transcript is spliced from 4 exons. Gene Ontology annotation, biological process: regulation of transcription by RNA polymerase II. Gene Ontology annotation, molecular function: RNA polymerase II cis-regulatory region sequence-specific DNA binding; DNA-binding transcription factor activity, RNA polymerase II-specific. The record is from RefSeq and is a predicted model, not a curated record.